CCUCCCUCAUAAAAUCAAAAACACAAAAACCCCAUUUCUCCAUUUGAGGAAAGUUCAAAACUUUCUUGUCUUUCUUACAAACCCCAUCAAUUUUUUUCUUAAGAUCUUGCUUUGAAAUCAAAAGGGUUUGUGGGGAAUUUGUGUGAACUCAAAAACCCAUAAGUUAAAAACUCCAUUUUUACAGACAAUGGUUCUUGAACUUAACAGGUUCAUCAGCAGAAACCUGUGGAGAUUUCACUCUGUUUUUGACCAAAAAACCAUUGUGGAUAAAAGCUUCUAUUUUUGGAUCUUCCAUAUUUUCAAUAGAUACAGUUUCAAUACUUAACCAAAGAGUUAAAAGAACAAAUCAGCUCAUUUUUACUUCAGUGAAUUUGUAGUUGCUUUUUUUUUCUUCUUUUUCUUUUUUUAGUGUUUUUUUCAUUUUAGUGGUAAAAGAAUGGGAAGUGGUUCUCUUCCACCAGGCUUCAGAUUUCACCCAACAGAUGAAGAAUUGGUUGGUUAUUAUCUCAAAAGAAAAGUUGAAGGACUUCCUAUUGAACUUGAAGUCAUUCCUGUUAUUGAUUUGUAUAAAUUUGAUCCUUGGGAACUCCCAGAGAAAUCUUUCCUUCCGAAACGAGAUAUGGAGUGGUUUUUCUUCUGUCCACGGGAUCGAAAAUACCCGAAUGGAUCGAGAACAAAUCGAGCUACUAAAGCUGGCUAUUGGAAAGCUACUGGAAAAGAUAGGAAGAUCAACUGUCAAUCUUCUGUGAUGGGAUAUCGAAAGACACUUGUUUUCUAUCGCGGUCGAGCGCCGUUGGGUGAUCGAAUGGAUUGGGUUAUGCACGAGUAUCGACUUUGUGACGAUUUCUCUCAUGGAACUCCUAAUUUUAAGGGUGCUUUUGCUUUGUGUCGUAUUGUGAAAAAGAAUGAAAUGAAGAAGGACAAUCAUCGAGAACCGAAGGGCAAUGUCGUUGGGAGCAGUCAAGCUAGUGAAGAUUCGACAUCAACGAGAAUAGAAGUCGCGAAUGAACGACUGUCAAAUAUUUUGGAAGACAACUUGUCUCAGUCCAAUAUUUUCCUCACAAACGAGAGUCGUUUGUCAAGUCCAAUGACAACUUUGUACGACACGAAUCCAAUGUCUCGGUAUAGCACGACGAUUAUGGAGGCAGAUCCUGAAAAAAUAUGGAUCUCACCUGAUUUGAUUCUUGACUCAUCUAAGGAUUAUCCUGAAAUGCAAGGAGCUAUGUCUAUGUGCUUUCCUCAAUACGAGUACUCGGGUUCAACGAUACCGUGGCAGUCACAUGAGCACACGGAAAUAUCUCCAAGUUCAUCGUACUCGAACUGUACAGGCAACAUAGAGCUUGAGGACAAUCUAAAUCAAAUCGGUGGUUGCAUAUCACCAUAUUCAACACAUCUAAACUAUAUGCAACUUAACAUAAAUGAACAAGGUUUAGACCUCAAAAAUUCACAAAAAUAUCCAAAUUACUUCUGAAAGAGAACUAAAACAAUGAAGAUCGUCUAGUAGUCAGAAAAUCUCUUUAACAAACCUUCACCUUCAAGCAUUGUGUGAGAUUGAAGUCUCGAAGGGGUCCCGAAGCCAACGCCUUUUAAUGUCGGUCUUCGAUGCGGGAAUAAAACAAAGUUCCAUAUAUGUUAUAUGCAGGAUGCAUGUUUGAGCAAAAAAUUGUUUGGGUUUAGAAGGUAUAAUUAAUUACAAGAGUUUUUGGUUUGUAGUCCCUGGUGAUAUCUCUUUUAAUGAUUGAGCCAGAGAGGUCUUUUUUCUUCACCUUCUUACUUUGAGCUUUUUUAUUGUAUGCCAUAACUUUUGAUUUCCUCACCUUGUAAUGUAACUUAGCUUAUUUGUUUUAGAAGUUUUUUCGUCCAUUUUGAGCUCGAGUUUGUGUAUUUUGAACUUAUCAAAAUGGUUUUUAUGCAACAAAAAUAUUCUAAG
Messenger RNA from Cucumis melo (muskmelon), 1930 nucleotides. RefSeq names its product NAC domain-containing protein 71-like. NCBI's taxonomy places the organism in Eukaryota, Viridiplantae, Streptophyta, Magnoliopsida, Cucurbitales, Cucurbitaceae. Bases 437 to 1471 code for a protein of 344 amino acids. The record is from RefSeq and is a predicted model, not a curated record. The transcript is spliced from 4 exons. Gene Ontology annotation, molecular function: DNA binding. Gene Ontology annotation, biological process: regulation of DNA-templated transcription.